AUGGGUGCAGCAGGCGGCGGGUUCGACAAGAGCGCCUUUCAAAAGGUCCCCAAGGCUGCCCGGAAGCCCUACAUCUGGCUUGCCGUCAUCUGGGCCUCUUACUGCGGCGGUCUUCAUGGCUUCAACACCUCCAACAUCUCAGGGGCCAUGAGCCUGGCUCCGUUCGUCCGGGAUUUCGGUUGGACAAACUCGACAGAUUCGCAGAUUUCGAAUGACUCAGGCUGGGCCGUGUCUUCCAUGCUCCUGGGUCAAACUGCAGGUGUCAUUUUCUCCGGUCCCUUCGGUGAGCGGUACGGUCGAAAGCCCGUCAUCCUUUCCGCCGCGAUUCUGUACACUAUCGGCGCCGUCCUAAUGGCAGCCAACUUCGGCUCCUUUGCCCAGCUGCUGGCUGGCCGUGUCCUGUCCGGCCUAGGAUCAGGGCUAGGCAUGACCGUCGGACCGGUGUACAUCUCCGAAGUGGCCCCCCAGGAGCUGCGGGGGAUGAUGACCACCUUCUAUAACAUCAACAUCAUGGCCGGCGUAGCCGGCAGCUACUGGAUUAACUACGCCUCGCUGGAGGUCCUCCCGCCAGACUCCAGCUGGCAGUGGCGCGCUACCUUGACGCUGCAACUCAUCCCCUCUCUCGCCCUGUUCCUGGGCUAUCCAUUCUUUCCCGAAAGCCCACGCUACCUCUUCAUGCGCGGGGAAACCACCGCCGCGCGCAACAGCCUGCGCCGCCUCCGCGGCGGCCUCUCCGAAGCAGACCCCUACCUCCACGCCGAGCUCACCGACCUCCACCUCCUCCCCCAGUCCGAGUCCAACAGCAAAGGCGGCCUCGCCGCAAUCAAGCACCUCAUAACCGAAAGCCUCCACGACCGCCCCACGGCCCACCUGCUCACCUUCGUCCUCCUCAUCCAAACCUUCUUCAUCAUGUCCGGCGGCAACUCCAUCACCUACUACGCGCCCACGAUCCUGAAAUCCAUCGGCCUGUCGUCGCAGCAACGCCUCCUCUUCACCGCCGUCUACGGCCUCAUCAAACUGCUGACCAUCUUCCUGUACGCCUUCCUGCUGACAGACCGCUACGGCCGCCGCCCGCUGCUCCUCAUCGGGUCCACCAUCUGCACGGCCUGCCUCCUGUAUCUCUGCAUCUUCCUCGGCGUCGCCGAUAUCUCCGCGCGCGGCUCCCCCAGCGCCGCCGCCUGGCUCGCCAUCGUCGCGAUCUGUCUGUUUGCGGUGGGGUACGGUGUCGGUUGGGCGCCGGUCUUCUCGCUGACGGCGUCGGAGAUCUGCCCCACGCGGCUGCGCGGCCCCGUCGUCGCCGUCGCGUUCACCUACCAGAAUCUCCUGAAUUUCGGCAUCACGCGGGGCUUUCCGAAUAUGGUGCGGGAGAUGCACAGUUGGGGUCCCUUUGCGCUCUUUGCGGCGUGUACGGCGCUCGCGACCGGGUGGGUCUGGGUUGCGUUUCCGGAGUGUAAGGGGAGGAGUAUGGAGGGGUGUAGGGAGGUGUUUGUGGGGGUGAGGUGGUAUCAGACUGGGUUUGUAGGGGUUGAUGCUCUGGAGGCUGAGGGGAGAGGGGAGGUGGUGCAUCUUGGUGAUGCCCCUAUCACGUCUCAGGGAGAGUAG
Molecule: messenger RNA, 1602 nt
Organism: Aspergillus japonicus CBS 114.51
Lineage: Eukaryota; Fungi; Ascomycota; Eurotiomycetes; Eurotiales; Aspergillaceae
Product: sugar porter family MFS transporter
Exons: 3
Coding region: 1-1602 (533 amino acids)
Biological process (GO): transmembrane transport; carbohydrate transport
Cellular component (GO): membrane
Molecular function (GO): carbohydrate:proton symporter activity
Source: RefSeq, a predicted model, not a curated record